This is a messenger RNA of Trematomus bernacchii (emerald rockcod), 1839 nucleotides long. It is a transcript of the gene commd6, whose product is annotated as COMM domain containing 6. The record is from RefSeq and is a predicted model, not a curated record. Lineage: Eukaryota; Metazoa; Chordata; Actinopteri; Perciformes; Nototheniidae. The transcript is spliced from 7 exons. The coding region runs from base 170 to 769 and encodes 199 amino acids. Gene Ontology annotation, molecular function: NF-kappaB binding.
AAGAAGAACAUUCUCAAUCCUCUUCAAUGGAGAAUAGUUUUCUCUAGCCAAAAGCUCGCUGUCCUUGUUAAUAUAAUAACAGCAAGGUCCUCAAAUUGCCAAGCGAGAAAGUCACUAAAGUGGCAAAAUUAUCACGACGGUGUAUCCUGCAACCUGACUGUGAGAGGAGAUGCCAGCAUUAGAGGAGUCUCAGGGUGUCAACAAAGUUGUGGACAGCAUCUGUAAACUUUCUCCAGAUCUGUUGGCGGAAACAUGUCGCCAUAUUCUGUUUUACCUUCAAGGGCAAACUAAAGGAGUAGACUCAGCUGAAAUUUCUGAUGAAUUCCAGAGAGCUGGAGUCAGAUGUGACCAUGAGGCUCUGCAGAACAUUAUCAGAUUUCUCUUGUUAACAUUCAGGUCUGCUGGGAAGAGUAACCUCUCUGGGGACGACCUUGUGAAGAGGCUGGAAGAAGGCAGCAGUAAAUGGCCCAAAGCUUCCCUUCAGGUGUUGCACAGGUUGUGGAGUGAACACGGUGCAUCAGUCCGUGCUCAGCAGGAGGUCGAGUCAGCGCUUAGCAUCGGUCAGUUAGUGGACAUGCAGUGGAAGCUCGGCAUGGCAGUGAGCUCCGACACCUGCCGCUCUCUCAACUCCCCAUACGUGUCUCUUCUGUUAAAAAUCGUUGAACCCUCUGGACAGAUCUGUCAGAAGUCUUUUGAAAUGACCAUUCCUCAGUUCCAGAACUUCCACAAGCAGUUCAAGGAGAUGGCAGCUGUUAUGGAGACUGUGUGAUGGAUGCAAGCACACAUCGGAGCUUAGGAGCUGGUUGAAAUGACAACCCAGUUUACAUUAAACCAUUGGUAGAACAGCUUGGCACAGGUGUGUGUCUUCUGUCUCAUAUUGUGGAUAAAUAUUAGGGCAAAUGUCUGCUUUGCACUUUAAAUGUUUUGUAUAUUACUUAAGCUUCUACAUUAUUUAUCAUUAGGAAGUCCAGCUGUUUAAAAUAGUAAAAUAAAUGCUUGUCAUCACUUUUUUUCAUUGCAAAGACGUAAGUUUACUUUCUCCCAUUAACUAAUGUACAAUGAAUGCUAAUGCAGUCUAAUACACGUCAAUCUGUAAUACUAUAUAUACUGUAAUAUGAUUUUUUUUGUUCUGGUCAAGAGAGGUACUGUUAAACUGUAUUGCAAUAUACAGAGAGAUGCAAUACAAUUCAACAGCAACACAAAUUACAUCCUCCAAAAUGACCAAAUAGUUACAUCAACACCCCUCUAAUACAGAAGAAAAACAUAUAUACCAUAUAACCUAUGCGAAUGUAGGAUGCCUUUGCAGGAUUGUUGUAUCAAUAAGUGUUGUAUUUUUAUUUUUAACUAGGUGUACCUAAUAAACUUGCCACUAAGUGCAUAUCUACACUGAUAAUACUGCAAACCCUGUCAAACAAACAAUAUGAAUAGUGUGCCUCUUUUUUACAUAAUGGUUAACAAUGAUAUGGUUUUCCGUUUGGUUUUGUUCUUUUAGACUGCACAGAAUUUAAUUACAUUUCCAUAGUGAUACAAUGAUUUUUUUUUCUUUGCCAUAUUGCUGUAUUGUUUACCUGAGGUUAGAGAUUGGUGGAUAUGUACUGUAUAGUUUUACUUGUUGGCUAUUUCUGUUUGGAAGGGAAAUCAUCCACGUGACAUUUUUACAGGGCUUUUUCUAUAUAUCUAAAUUAUGAAAACUUACUUUGUUGUGUUAUUUUCUUGGUAAUGCUGAAAUGGCUAUUGUUCGUUACCGUGGAAACCUUUGCUUUUUUUGUUCUGUGGUUAGUCCUCUCUUCAUGCCAAACAACAACAAUGAAAACAACGAUUAAAUGUAAUCAUUCAUUG